AUGGGGGGCGAGCGGCACGAGAAAUCAUCAGACAAGUCGUCGGUCGAUUUCACCAAGUGCACCGCUGACGGUCGACAGUCGAGUUGCGAACGUUUCGGGCAUUAUCAGACUUCGGCGUUCGGUCAGUCCUCGUUGCAGGGCCACUACGGCGGCGUGCACGCCGAUCGCUUCGCGCGAUUCAACGAUCUUAGCGCGUUGCACGGCGAGCAGCGGCCCCCGAGUGAUCGUUACUCGGUCUGCAAUCCGGAGCUGCGCUUCGACACGGCGGGCACGAGCGGGUCCGGCGAGUACGCGAACGCGAACGCGCUCGCGGGCUCCUUCGUCUCGGAGACGUUUCCGUCGCCGCCGUCGCCGGCACCGGCGAACGACCGCUUCGUCCCGCCACCGCCAUUGUCGCCCAGUCCGAGCGAGAAGUAUGCCUCGAGCCAGAGCCUGGCUAGUUACCCUUCUGCUGAUCGCAUUUUGCCCCCCAAUUCUCCGGGGCCCAAGUACGGCGCCGACGGUGCCGCUACAGCAUCGUCGAUGCCCGCCAAGGAGCGUUUUGCCUCCGAACGGUUGCUGGCCAAUCAGCAAUCAGCCGCAAGCGACGCUAAGGAUCAACAACGCUACGCUGGACCACCUGAUCGCCUGCUCUCGGAAUCCUCCCCGGUCCUGGGAGGACUUCAGGCUGGACUUCAAACGGGGCUCCAGGGUAGCGCGGUCUACGCCAAGGACACUCGUUACGCCGCCAUCUCCGCGGAGAGGAUAUUAUCCUCCUCGCCGAUACACGCUCCGGUGCCUGAGAGAUUCGUUGGCAAGUCGGAAAGGUACUUGGGCGAGUCGCCCAUUCACGAUAGGUAUCCUCGACAGGACCCACCAGCGACAGUACAUCACGAGCGCUAUUCGGCGAUGGCGGCGACCACCGAGAGGUUCCUCUCGAAUUCGCCUAAUCCUGAGAGCGCGCAUCAGCGCUAUUCAUCGUCAGACCGCUCGUCACUUCAAACUUCCUCCAGCGGCACCGAGCAAAGUCGACGCCUUUACACUGACAGAGGUGUCGAGACGGUCUGCCAGAAGUAUACCGAUCGGUCCAUCGGCUCUCCGGCGUCCGCCGACUUCGGUCGGUACUCCGGUUUUCCGGAGGUUGCCAAUCAGACGCGAUACGUGUCCAGCAACGAUCGCUUCAACGAUCUCACCCUACAGCGUUGCAGUCAAUCGCGGUCGAUCGACAGGUUCUCCAGCGACCGAUACCUGGCCGGAUCGUCACCCGCGCACGACGGCAGGCUGUCCAGUGCCGAGACGCCGCGCUACAUCGUCUCUUCCACCGAACGCCUGCUGGCGCCGACGUCCUCUUCGUCGUCCUCCUCGUCGGAGACUGGUAAGUAUCACUCGCCCUACACAACGACCGGCACCCAAUCAUCGGCCUCCAACGAGCGCUUCACGUCAAUCUCGCCGACGUCCGAAGCGUCGUCGAAUGUCCACCGCGGCGGCGUCGGCUAUCAGAACACAAAGAGCACCGUUGACAAGUAUCUGGUCUCGAAAUCGGUCCAGAGCAGCUACGAUCGCUACUCGGUCGGCAGUCAGAACGAUCAUCAGUUCGGCCAAGACCGAUACUUCACUGCCGGCGGCGGUGGCGACCGAUUUCAGACUACUCCCGGAGCUGACCGUUUUCACGCUCCUGCUGAUCGCUAUUCGCCGGCGCGCAGCGUCGCCGACAAGUACCUGUCCCUGCCGAAGCCUAAGGACAGGUACACCGGCCGCAUAACGCCCAUCUCUUGCGCCAACGCCGUCGCGACGUCCUCCACCGAUCGCACCUACUGCACGUCCAAUGUGAGCUACGUGCCCCCGACUGCGCACACCCCGGUUGAACGAUACGUGCCCCAGCCGCCUCCCGAAGUGCUCUACCCGGAUAGGUACGUGGACAGGUAUGUGCCGCCCGCGGCGCACACGCCGACCGAUCGAUACGUGCCCGCGAGUGAUCCAGGUGAUCCAUACAUGCGUCGCGACCUUGGCUUUCAUCACCACUAUCGGCUACCGCCGCCCGCCGGUUACCCAUACCAGACGCACUUCCGGUUCCGCGGGUUCGCAUACGCGACGUCCGGCCGGCUGGGCGGGAGUCCAGGGUCCAGCAGCUCCAGCAGCACGACGUCCACCCAACGCGAGACGUUCGCCACGUCGCCGUUGCUGAGGCCCAAGGCGCGCGCGUCCGCGGUCGAGUUCGGCGCGGUCACAGGCACCGCCGCCUGUUGCGGGGACGUGUCCGCCAACGGCAGAGCCUGCUGCCAGAUGAGGAGGUCCCUGCCACCUGGAACACUGCCGGCGAUACCCACGCAGACUUCCUCAUGGCAACCAUCGCCGAGUUCCGGCACGACCGGCACCUCGACGGUAUCGUCGACGACCGGCGAGGGGGACUCGGCGCAGAGCAUCGGUAUGUACCCGGUGGGCGUCGCGACGUCGUCGGCCGUGACGACGUCGUCAGCCGUGACGACGGCGACGCCGGUGACGACGGCGUCGGCGACCGUGCCGCUGGCCACCUCCGGUGUCACCGCCGGAAGCGCCGCCGGCAUCGCCCGGAGCGUUUCCGCGCCGAGCGCACCGCGGCCGGUCGUCCAGAUCAGCAGCUCCUCGGCGAGCGCCUCGGCAGCGCAACGGCCGAGGCUCAGGAGAACUCAAAGCCGCACCGAGGCCAUCCGGAACUACAUUAGACGCGAGACAGCGCAGUUCUUCGGGGUCGACGAGGAAUCGGAGGCCUCGGAGAAGCAGAGAUGGCUGGAUCGACGGCGACGCAUGGCGUCGAGGAAGUACGGCGCGCUGGUACCGGAACACAGGCCUCCGGACCCGGACAUCACCCGGGACGUACCGGACACGACCGAGACACCGGAAGGUGUCACUCUCAGACGAUGGCAGCAACCAGUACGAAGGAAAGAUUCUGUAGCGAGAAUGACGCUGUCGGGUCUUCAUUACAUCGUCGAGUCGUUGACGAGGCAGCGUCCACGCGAGCGCUCGGAGUCACGCCCGGAGUCGCGCAGCUUCCCGCCGAGCACGAUCACGUAUCUGUCGAGGAGCACAGACCUCGACAGUGGCCAGGACGAGGACGAGUCCUUCUUCGAGAGGCCUCCGCCGCCGCCGCCGCCCCUUCCGCCUCCGCCGUCGUCACAACAGUCGCAGACGCAAAUCGACCAGGCCUCCAGCGGACUGGUCAAGGACGAAGAGGUCGCCGCGAAAAUAGCGGAUAUUCUCGACACCACACAGGAUCGCGAGGAGAUCAGUAUCGAGCUGGUUGGGUUCACGCAAUCAAAGGAUGACAGGACGACGGUCGACGGACAAGUCAGACGACCCCGUUCGAUCACGAGGGACCACUAUAUUUCCAGAAAAACAAGUUGGAGCAGGUCGAAGUACGACGCGCCUCCGGCGGAGAGUACGAGGGUGCCGCAAGAGGAGGGGGUGACUCUUCGCAGCCGGGAGAUAGCCGGGGCCACGAGGAUCUCCCGCAGCACGAUCGACCGUGUCUUCGACAACAGCAAUCGGCGACGAUACGGGAUGGGCAUUGUCGGUCGCUUCUUCGGGCGAUCUUUUCGGAAAAGCGUCGCGCACAAGCCGGACAUAAGGAAGCAGUUGGACAAUUUCGAGGAUCACCGACCGUAUUUCACGUACUGGAUCACUACUGUGCAAGUAUUGAUUCUGAUAAUAUCGUUGGCCUGUUACGGAUUCGGUCCUGUCGGGAUGGACAUCAACCAUCGAUCGGGAACGGUUCUCGUGACGAGUCUGUCGUUGCAACAAGUCGACUACCGGGAACCCGCGAACUUCUGGCUGGGCCCUAGAGCCGCGGAUCUGAUUCACCUCGGCGCCAAGUUCGCGCCGUGUAUGCGUCGGGACAUCAAGAUCCUGAAGGAGAUCGACGUGUGGCGGGAAAGAGAACGGGAUACUGCCUGCUGCAUCAGGAAUGACGAUUCCGGCUGCGUUCAGUCCAGCAAAGCAGAUUGUUCCAAUACAAUAUCGACCUGGAAGAAGUGGGGUCCCGGAGGAAACGGAGACAGCCCCGGCGGUCGCAUCAGUGGGUCAGUUUGCGGACUGGACCCGAAGUUCUGCGACGCCCCGGCGAGCAUCGCACCUUACGAGUGGCCGGACGACAUCACCAAGUGGCCAAUCUGCCGGAAAACCAAUCCCUUCAGCCAACAUUUCAGUAAAAACGGGGGUCAACGGGCCAACUUUCCCGUCGGCCGUUACAAGGAUAAGAUGGCGGAGCACAUGGUGUGCGAGGUGAUCGGCCAUCCGUGUUGCAUCGGGAUUCACGGGAUGUGUCGGAUCACCACGAAGGAGUACUGUGAUUUCGUCCACGGUUAUUUUCACGAGGAGGCCUCCCUGUGCUCCCAGGUGGAGUGUCUGCACGACGUCUGCGGGAUGAUACCGUUCCUGCAUCCGGAGUGGCCGGACCAGUUCUACAGGCUGUUUACCACCAUCUUUCUUCAUGCCGGAAUCGUCCACUUGAUAAUUACGUUGCUGAUCCAAUAUUUUCUGAUGAGAGAUUUGGAAAAACUGACAGGCUCGUUACGCAUCUCCUUAAUCUACUUUAUUGGUGCUCUUGCUGGAAAUUUGGCCAGUGCAAUUUUUGUCCCUUACAGGGCAGAAGUCGGUCCAGCCGGCGCGCAUUUCGCUUUGCUUGCUACGCUGGUGGUUGAAGUGCUGCAUUGCUGGCCGAUGCUAAAGCACCCACGUCGCACACUGUCCAAGCUGAUCCUGAUCCUGCUGGGUUUGCUCACGCUGGGAAUCCUGCCAUGGAUAGACAACUACGCGCAUCUAUUCGGCUUUAUCUUCGGCUUCUUGGCGGCCUACGCGCUGAUGCCGUUUAUCUCGUUUGGCCACUACGACCGUAGACGGAAGAUCCUGCUGAUCUGGGUCUGCCUGAUCCUGAUCGUGGGCCUGUUCGCCCUGCUGCUCGCCCUCUUCUACAACGUACCGGUGUACGAGUGUGAGGUGUGCAAACUGUUCAAUUGCGUGCCGUUCACCCGCGACUUUUGCGCCUCGCAGAACAUCAAUUUCAAGCGGGAGGAGCCCGCAGUAUGACACACGGGGCCGCGGUACACAUCCGAGCGCGAAAUUGUUCCGCUCGGCCCCCGACCUCAUGCUCCUCAUCAUCGCGCGCAUCACUACAAUACACCAUUGCCGUUCGCCGCGCUCGUUCUGACGACGCUCCUCGUCGACUCCCAAAGACGCGUCUGAAGUUGCAAGAUCGAUCGGAGCUGCAUAAAAGAGAGUUUGAAGGAUGACCACAGCUCGAAAUCGUCGAAAGCCUUAAUUGUACGAAGCUGAAGAACAAUUUCUUUAAAAAGGGAGAUUUUCUCGGAUCUUUAAAGACAAAUUUAAAAAGGGUAGAUUUCUUCAAUCUUUGAGGAAGCUAAACGCAAAAUUUUGAGGAAGCUAAAUGUAAUGAAUUGUUUGGAUUCUUUGGAAGAAGUUGAAAGAAGAUUAAUAUUUUUCUUCCUUAUAGUCACAGAGAAAAAGGAACAAGUCUCAUUAAAGGAAAAAGAAUCUUCAAUUUCUGAGAAAGAUAGAAGGAUAAUUUCUUGUCUCUCCGAUAAAACUGAAGGAGGAAUGAAAAUAAACGUUUCUUUGGCCUUCAAUCGAUAUUUAACAAUCUCAUCGAGCUUCGAGGAUCACCAGACUUGCGUUAUCCCACUUGCAAGAUUGCGGAACGCUAACUUUGAAAAUAAUCCUAUUACUUAACGACUGCGCUUCCACGAUGACACUAUUCGAAUCACCGAGCUUCUGAAAUUUCGCGAACUCAAAGCUUCUACCUUGAGAGUUUCAGCGUUUUCUCGAGCUUUGAGAAUCCACGAUCAUUUUACGAUCGUUCGCGUUUCGUAAGAGUGAUAUCACGGUGCGUUCGGGGGACAUGGGGGUUUGAUAGUGCCUGGAUCGAGCGGGUGAAGGUGAUGGAUCCCGACCGACAUUUUCGCUACUGCCAACGAACGUUAGAGAGGAACUCGUGUUCGUCGACGCACGACGAUGCCUUAACAUUAUUAAGUCCCAGCGUAGUGAGUGGCUCCCGACGUGAGCUGGCCGGGGCCCAGCGGGCCUUGAGGGAGCCCAAGGACUCUGAAUCGCCGACGGAGUGUAAAUAUAUACGCGGGUCUUAGAUGUCCCGCGACGAUGACGGAUGGAUGCUCCAGGGAUCGUCCUGGGGGUCCCGCGGAGUUCGGCGCGGUUAGCAUCCACUUUCUCGAGGUGUUAAUAGGAUAACGGAGGGGGAGAGCCAGAUGUAAAUAGGAUCGAGUCUUGUUACCAUUGUAAGAGCGAUCUUAGUAAGCUAACUUUAGGGAGAACCUUGAAAGUGCGCACGUCUUUCGUCUCUGCACGAUAUAGUCCCCCGCACCUCCGACAUCCGGAACUAUUGUCUGUGAUGGCUUGACCUUGGAGAUAUUUUUCGUAGCACCGCGACGGCCGUAAUGACGAUGGCCGCGAGCCUUCCUGCAGGGACGAUCGGUGGAUGUUCACUAUCUGGAUACCAGUCGAUUGCUCGCACGUGCGAAACAUUCGCGAGUUUUAUGGAACUUGAUAUAUUUGUAAGAAAAGGCGAAAUUAAUACACGUACCUUUCCACGUCAAAACCACUUCGAAACACUUUCCUCUUUAAAGUUAUCUUUAAAGUUAUCGGAAAUACAGACAAACGUUUUUAGAUAAAAGCUUUAUAAUUUUCGAUAAAAUAUUCUAAGCCAUAUAUCGAUUAAAUAAAAUUGUAAAAGAUCAAAGGAUUGUUUUACAUAGAGGAGAGUUCCCGUGUAUGAGAUACCGAAUUCAUUUUUUGUAAUUACUGGAAAUCUAUAGGCACAAUUAAAAAAUAUAAUAGCUCAUUUUGAAGGGAAUUUAAUAAGCUUUACGAUGCUGAGAUGUAAAAUUCAAUUUAAUUACUUUUUUAAAUUAAAAAAAAUAUGAAAAAUGAACUUUACGCGAAAUCGAAACAGUGUACUCGUAAUACGAGGUAUCCCGAGAAAUUGCUAAUAAAGUGCAAAAUACAUAAGUAUUACAAUUAGAAGUUUAUUAAAUGUUUGUGAAAGACAAAUAUAAUGAAAAUGUUUCAAUAUUUUUAAUCUAACAAUGAGUCACGGAAGUUUUUCGUUUACGCCCUCGUUUUGCAGAUGGUGUUGCUACAAUUGGUUUUUUAUUUUCAUUAACAACUGAUCGCGACAGUUAACACUCGAUAUGUUAUCUCGUAUGAGUACUGAAUAUCUCGUAAUACAAGCCGCACACCUUGCGGUUUUGUGACCAUCAAAUUUAAUCUUUACAACUAAAUAAUUUAACAUGUAUCCUGUAUUUUCCCACUAAUACAAUCUUACUCUAUCACUGCAUGCAGAAUUUAUUGCCAAAUAUUUUUUAUUUAUUACAUAAUACAUAAAACUCAGCUCAAUAGAACUUGACGACAUUCAAUUUCUUAAAUCUCUUUUUAUAUUGACUACAUGCACGAUCGAACAAUGAAUUUUUCACUAAAUAGUUUUCACUCUAAGAGUAAUAAGUUUAUAGUGGAAUUAACUGAUGGGCGCUUAUUAGUUUUGCAGAAAUCCCGCUAUCUCAUAAUACGGAUCUCUCCUCUAUGUAUCGCUAUUUUAAUGAUAUUUAUAAAGAUGGCUUAAAUAAAUUCGACGGAUUUUUAUAUCAUGCGCUUGUGAGUCCGAACAAUAUAUACAGAUUCUAACAAAUUAUGAAAUACAUAAUUUGUUAUACUCAAGUAUAAUUAUUUAAAAAAAUAUGUAUAUUGUGCGGAAUUAAUAUUAAACAUGACAUAAGCUUUGC
Molecule: messenger RNA, 7763 nt
Organism: Vollenhovia emeryi
Lineage: Eukaryota; Metazoa; Arthropoda; Insecta; Hymenoptera; Formicidae
Gene: rho-5
Product: inactive rhomboid protein 1
Exons: 17
Coding region: 1-5040 (1679 amino acids)
Biological process (GO): regulation of protein secretion; regulation of epidermal growth factor receptor signaling pathway
Cellular component (GO): endoplasmic reticulum membrane
Molecular function (GO): serine-type endopeptidase activity
Source: RefSeq, a predicted model, not a curated record